ACCAUAUCCAACCCGACCCACAAACCCGUUUUUCUGUAGGGGCCGAUGAAGUCUCGUGAUUGACUCUUUGUCGCUUUCUCAGAAAACAACUUUACAUUACCACCCCUAAAUCGACACCGUUUAGCACCCCGACCCCCACCCCCACCCCCACCCCCACGUACCCCCACUACCCCACACCACCCACCAUCCUACCUGGUUUGCAUUAGCUGGCAUCACCCUUCACAGUUUGCUGCGUACUGAAAAAACUCAUUACUACUACUUACCUUAUACUACUACUUACUAUACUUGUUCUUGUUCUUAUCACAAAGUUUUUUUUGGGGGGGAUAAUCUAUUGAAAUUGGCAUUUGGGUUUUUCAAGAUUGAGUAAAAUGAGAAUUGGGUUGACUUCAAUUUUGAAUUUUAGUUGACUCAUUCAUAGAUCCAUCUAUUUCAACCAAACCCACCUUCAAGGUGCAACUUGGUUUAUCCAAAGCUAGUAUAGCAUGGGUGUCUCAGGCAAAUGGAUUAGAGCUCUUGUCGGUUUAAAGAAACAAGAAAAGUCUCAUUCUGCAGAAAAAGAUGAAAAUAAAUCAGGAGGGACCGGAAAGUUUUGGCACCGGAGAAAACACUCUGUUGAGAUCGAUUCCAACCUACUUCAAAAGGAGCUAAAUUAUAAUGAUGCUGUUGCUGGAUCUGUUGAAGUUAUCAGCAGCUCAUCAGUUCCAGUUGCUUUCAGCUCCCCUUCAAGUUCACAUCAAUUGUAUCAUGCCCCUCAAGUUAAGCAAAGUAUGAAAGAAGAGUUGGCAGCUAUACGCAUCCAAACAGCUUUCAGAGGAUUUCUGGCAAGGCGAGCUCUUAGGGCUCUAAAAGGAUUGGUGAGACUACAAGCUCUUGUCAGGGGUCAUGCGGUGAGAAAGCAGGCUGCGAUUACCCUCCGUUGCAUGCAAGCUUUGGUGAGAGUUCAGGCACGUGUCCGAGCAAGACGUGUUCGCAUGUCACUGGAAAGUCAAACUGAACAGCAGAAGCUUGAACAACAACUGGAACAUGAGGCUCGCGUUCGGGAGAUCGAAGAUGGCUGGUGUGACAGUAUUGGAUCUGUUGAGCAAAUUCAAGAAAAGUUGCUAAAGAGACAAGAGGCAGCUGCUAAGCGUGAAAGAGCAAUGGCCUAUGCUUUAGCUCACCAAUGGCAGGCAGGAUCGAGGCAACAGACUACACAUUCGGGGUUUGAACCAGAUAAAAGCAGCUGGGGUUGGAACUGGUUAGAGAGAUGGAUGGCAGUACGCCCAUGGGAAAAUCGCUUUCUAGACAUUAAUGUUCGAGAUGGAGUCGUGCCUAAUGAAAAUGACUCAGCUGAUCCCGUGAAUGGGAUAAAGAACCAGGUAAAAUUUGCUGGAAAGAAACCAACAACUUCCAAUCUUGCAAAUGAUAGAGCCGGUCCAUCUCAUUCAAGCAGCAACUCCAAAUCAAAUGAAAAGGCAGCUGCAUCUCUCUCUGAUGGCUGCAGUUCUUCCCCAAAUGUGUCAGCAAGCACACAAGAAACACCUGCAGCAUUAGUUAACAAACCAAAGUCUAAACCGCAUCUUGAAGAUUUAGUCGAGGAAGCUAGUUCAAGACCUGCCGUUGGUUCUAGAUCACGCAGCAAUCCUAAGGAGAGGUCUACUCCCUCUGAUAAACAAGGAAAACCAAGAUUGUCUCUGCCUAGCAGCGGUCUCGCACCUCAAUCAGCCAGACAGCCCAGCAGAACUGUUAAAAAGGCAUCUAGUGCGCAGAAGCCUUUGAAGGAGAAGUCCAGAUUAAACGGAAGCGAUACCAAGUCUACAGAACCUGUUUCGCAACAGGCUGCUGAUUAGUUUCUUAGGUACUCGUUGAAGAUCCCGAUCUCAGAUCCAAGUGUCGCCCUUGCUUGUAAAUACAGGGAACCUUCUUAAAGGAGGUGGAAUGUUCUUCUAUAGAGACGUGCCCGUGGCAGAGUUGAAGAGACAGACAGGCUUGCUGAUAUCUCCUGAAUAAUAUCUUGGCUUUCGUUUCAAUUCUUGUCGUAAUUAUUGUUGUCAUAUAUAAUACUAGUGAGUUUGAUUGCCUCUUUCUUUGUUGAACUGUACAAGUUGUGGAUGUAGCAUUCAUUCAUUAAUGUUAGAGAUUGUAGACCA
This is a messenger RNA of Capsicum annuum, 2129 nucleotides long. RefSeq names its product protein IQ-DOMAIN 5. The transcript has 7 exons. NCBI's taxonomy places the organism in Eukaryota, Viridiplantae, Streptophyta, Magnoliopsida, Solanales, Solanaceae. The coding region runs from base 483 to 1829 and encodes 448 amino acids. Gene Ontology annotation, molecular function: protein binding. The record is from RefSeq and is a predicted model, not a curated record.